AUGGCGGUGCAGCGGCCCUGCGGCCGCUGUGCCCCGGCGCUGCCGCUUCUGCUGCUUGGCCUGGCCGUGCUCGCCCUCCCGCCGUCGCUCGCCGCCGCCUCCGAGCUGCCGCCCGCCGCCCUCCGCGCUGGCCACGCCGCCUCCUCGCUGCCCGCCGCCGCUGCCGCCUCGCGCACCAGAUACCUUUUGUACGAUGUAAACCCCCCUGAAGGGUUCAAUCUUCGCAGAGAUGUCUACAUUCGCAUUGCUUCUCUUCUUAAGACCCUGCGGAAAAGCGAAAACUGGGUGUUGGUUCUGCCUCCCUGGGGACGUCUUUAUCACUGGCAGAGCCCUGACAUCCUCCAGAUGCAGAUCGCUUGGUCCGAGUUCUUUGAUAUCCCAAGCCUCAACAGGAACAUCCCUGUCAUUGAAUACGAGCAGUUCCUUGCAGAGUCAGGUGGGCCCUUUAUUGAACAGGUUUAUGUGCUACAAGGCUAUGCAGAAGGAUGGAAAGAAGGAACAUGGGAAGAAAAAAUAGAUGAAAAAGCUUGCAUUGAUCAACUGAUGUACUCCAAAGACAAAGAUGGCUACUACAGGGGCUGGUUCUGGGGUUACAAGGAAACACGAGGCCUAAAUGUCUCUUGUUUGUCUGUCCAAGGAUCUGCCUCUGUUGUGGCUCCAAUCCUUCUGAAGAACACUUCAGCACAGUCAGUGAUGUUAGACAGAGCUGAAAACCUUCUUCAUGACCACUACGGAGGGAAAGAUUAUUGGAAUACCCGUCGGAGCAUGGUGUUUGCUAAACACCUCCGCGUGGUGGGAGACAAGUUUAGGAAGAAAUACCUUCAAUCCACGGAUGAGGCAGACAGGACUCAGUACAAGGAGGACUGGACACAGAUGAAGGUUAAGACAGGCACAGCUCUAGGUGGCCCAUACCUUGGGGUUCAUCUCAGAAGGAGAGACUUCAUUUGGGGUCACAGAGAAGACGUGCCUUCCCUGCAAGGAGCAGUAAAGAAAAUCCACAGCCUCUUGGAGACACUUAAACUUGAAAAAGUUUUUGUAGCCACUGAUGCUGUUGAGGAAGAGAUUGAACUGCUCAAGAAACUGCUGCCUGAGAUGGUGAGGUUUGAACCCUCUCUGGAGGAGCUGGAACUGUAUAAGGACGGGGGCUUGGCUGUGAUUGACCAGUGGAUUUGUGCACAUGCAAGGUAUUUUAUAGGCACCUCAGUUUCAACAUUUUCCUUCCGAAUCCAUGAGGAAAGGGAGAUCUUGGGAUUUGAUCCAAAAACAACUUACAACCGAUUUUGUGGUGAAACAGAGAAAAACUGUGAGCAGCCAGCUCAUUGGAAAAUUGUAUAUUAAACACAGAGAAACACAAAGGUUUUGAUACUGUUAGAGUUCAAAAUAAUAAGAAAAAUAAUGGGGAAUGACCUUGGAAGUAUGACCCAGUCCUAUACUCUCAGUUCCCGCUCCCCUUCCAGUGUGGGUAUGACAUGGGGUAGCUGUACUGCUCAGUAUCUCUGGACCUCACAGCAUUUCUAUGUGUCUGGUGCACCUGGGUUCCCAGUAUGUCCUGCUCCUGCUGCCUUGUGGGCCCACAUGCACCGCACCAGAUGGGUUGCUACAGACCACAGGCGCCUCUUGGCUGCAGAGCUGUGAUGGGAAGCGGCAAAGCAAUGCCCAGGAUGCGGCAGUUCAACCCAGCCUCGCCUGCUGGAGCAUUUCAUACCUGUAUGUGGUUCUCUCAGUGGAUUUGUUGUCUGGGCUGCAGACUGGGGGUCCUGACCAUGUCACCAGGAACGCUCACCCUAGGAGCACUAAUCUCUACCCAGGGAGGAACCAAGCUGCCACUGAAAUAAAAGCAUGGAGGGAGCUGCUCCCACUCCAAGGGCCUGCAAGGCCCAUCCUUUGGGGACUCAUCUUUCAUGUGAAGACACAUUGCCGAGCAGAGAAAGAGGUUGGUACCUGGUGGAGCAGGGCCAAGAUUCCAUUUUCUGAGCUCCCUCCUCUGCCUGCCACAGCACUGCCUGGGGGAGGGUGGGUGUGUUCAGCACUGCUGCUGGAAGUGGGGCAGUGUUGGUGGCCCUCUCAAGAGGGUCCUGAUUGCUUCAGGGCCUUGCUUUUCCACUGGUUUGUGUCCACAAAGGAAAGACACAACAGAAGGCAGAACCAUCACCACAGCCCUGUACUCAAAAGUCCAUCAGCCUUCCCCGCAGUGAAGGUGGGUAAACCCUUCAACUACUCUGCAAAACUCGGCACCACUGCAGAUCUACAGGAGAGCAGCAGUUUAUCCACAGGGGGCUUCUGACACACGUUGCCCAUUAUGUGUCUGGAGGAAUCCAAGUGCUUAUUUUGUGUCUCUACAAGUGUGGCCAAAGAAACAUACACAGAGCAAUAACAAAUUCUCACACUGUGAGAAUAGAAACAAACAUUUAAUAACAUUAUUUCUUAGACAACUGUUGCGGAUAAAAUCCAAUGCAAAUAAAAAAUCUAGAUAUAAAAAAUCAA
Messenger RNA from Vidua chalybeata, 2484 nucleotides. It is a transcript of the gene POFUT2, whose product is annotated as protein O-fucosyltransferase 2. Gene Ontology annotation, molecular function: peptide-O-fucosyltransferase activity. The record is from RefSeq and is a predicted model, not a curated record. The transcript is spliced from 9 exons. Bases 1 to 1338 code for a protein of 445 amino acids. Lineage: Eukaryota; Metazoa; Chordata; Aves; Passeriformes; Viduidae. Gene Ontology annotation, biological process: protein O-linked glycosylation via fucose.